AUGCUGACGCUCGGGUUACGGCUGGCGGUGCUGGCGACGGUGCUGCAGGCGGCGUCGGCGGGGCUCGCCGAGUACGACGAGUCGCUCAUCCUUCAGUUUCCUCAACCGAUCCAUCGCCCUCGAUGACAUCACUGGAAAGUGUCGUGAAAGCCUUGGCAGGGUUCGUUUUUUUGAGAUUAAAAUAAUAAAUUUCGUAAUGGUUACUUGGACCUCAGUAACGCAAACGGAACGCGCUCCGUCUGUUUCUGAAGUAAUUACUUAGGGGUUUGGACGCCGCUAAAGUGAUCACUGUUGCUGUUAAGAAAGGCAGUUUAUCUAUGCUAAAAAAAAGUCAGUAAAGUGAAGCAAAUAUAUAUAUGUUUUUAGAAUUAUUUUAAAUAAAUCCGAAAAUUUUUUUGCCAAGUAAAACUUCUUCGCUCGAAAGACUUUCCUUUCUAGUUUUUUUCCAACUCCCUAAGAAAGAAAAAAACGAAAAAAACCUAUUACUUUUCUGCAAGAGAACAACUGUUUGGCGAACUGUUAUCUGAUGUUGGAUCCUACUUUUCUUUAGAUUAAUUGAUUAUCAAAACGAGAACCUCGAAAGAAAUGAAAACAUUUUUUUAAAAAGACAAAGACUUGCAGUUUUUGAUGGGUCAUCAAAAACUUUACACUCUUUUCUCUUUGACCUUUUUAUUGGAUGGGAAAUGGUUUCUUCUUUCUUCGAGAGAAAAGAAAAAUGACCAAACUUUUCAGGUCCAUCAAUACUUGAACGACUUCGACACGUUGGAAGAGCAAAAGAUCUGCUACUUCGAGUCGUUUGCCACUGGUAUGAUGUACAAACAAGGGAAAACGAGCUUCUUUUUUCGUUUUCAGGCCCAAACAACUUGUUCCUGUCUCGCGACCAAGACCGUUGGGUGUACAAAGGUUUGUGGUUUAUGUACGUGUUAUGAGAAACGAAUGGUAUUGAGAAGAGAAAGUUUUCGAGGAAGCCUUUUAUGGAAAGUUUUCUCCGGCUUCUCGUAGAUCGGAUUUUUUACAAUUGAUCCGAAAAAAAGAGGGACCUAGAGUCCACUUGAGUGGUGCCAUUGCCUUUUUAAUGGCUUCCUCUUCCAGGAGUUUUCUCAUUUCGUCCAAGAAAAAGGUGGAAAAAAUGAAAAAUAAUCCAGUGGUCCCUAAAGUGAUACCAUCGACUUGACUGUUACUUCAAUCCUAAUCUCUGACCACAAAAGUUCCAAUUUUAUCUCAGAAAGAGCUUGAAAAAUCAUGAGAAGUUUAGUGAUCGUUUAAGGGUUCAUUUGAUUGAAAUGAAGUCUUGCAAGUGCCAGCAGUGCAUGAGAUAAAGGUUAUAUGACUACAUUUUUUUUCAAAUCGAUACUUUUCCUCUCGAAACAGAGAGAAAAGACAUUCUACUUUCCCUUUUUUUGUUGUGAAAAAUUCAUUUUUUCCAGGCUACGAAUGCCUGCUCUCAGCCGGAGAGACGGUCUACUCGAAAAGCGAGCACCCGAUGCACUACUGCUACACGCACGACGACGACAAGGACAAGGACGUGCCGGCAUUUUCCGUCUGUAUCCCUUCGCCGUGCGCCGACGACAAUCUCAAGGUUCGCAUCGCCAAGUAACAGCCCAAAAUAACACUACUUUGAAGUCAAAAAACAAAAUGCGCUAACAAGAUGGUCCCUUAGAUGAGCCUUGAAAGUUUUUUGGACCUGUUUUCAAACUUUUUUCCGAAAUUCCAAGUUCUUUUUAACUACGUUUGGUGGAGAAAGAAGAUAGUGGUUGAAGUUCUUCUAAGGAUCAAAAAAAAAAAUUAAAACUCGCAAAAAACAUUAAUCUUCUUAUCUAAAACGCCAUUUCAAAAAUAUUUAUCGCUCUAAAUUUACAGCUCCUAAAAGAAUGGAGGAGAAUGACGAGACCCGAAGCCAGUCAAGAGAUCACUUUCACCGCCUGUACAAGGUCUCGACAUGAAAAGCAAUGGUAAUUUUUUUUGUUCAACUUCUCUUUGUAAAACUAAUAGACUCAAGGUUCGAGCUGCCAGUUCCAAUAGCUGACUUUGGCUUCAAUAUUCUGCUCAUCAUGUUCAUCUUCAUGGCCACGAUAUUUCAUCAUCAACGAGGAAACAACGCCAAGUAAUCAUUUUAAUUAAACAUUUAAUAAAUUGUAGCCUAAUAACCUCUAGUUUGUCAAAUUAAAAAAAAUAGCCUUUUGACGCCAUGCUUAGUCAUAAAAUAUCAUUAGAACUAAUAUUAAACAAUAAAUUUCCAGAUCCUGGCCAGCCAAACUUCUCCUCGCCUUCUCGGCAAAGACAAACUUGAGAAAACUCAUCGACUUGCCCAAGGAUCCUCAAGUAAGGCUUGAAAAAAUUUUUUUUAUUAAAAACUACUAGUCUGAACCUAAAUGAAAAUUUUUUCAAAGAGAACAGACUUUUUUCAACUUUGAAAGUUCACAAUUUUUUAAUGAUCUUUUUGAAUCAGAGAUUCAGCAUCAGAGUGAAAAACUGCAUGAGAGCUCAGAACUUAUAAGAAAUCACAUUCAGAAAUAAUUUAUUUUCUAAUUUUUCAGGCCUGCAUCACCUGCAUGUUCGGCCUUCGUUUCCUCUCAAUGGUCUGGACUCUCAUCGGACAUUCUUUCAUUUUUUUGUCCAGGUAUUUUUUUGUAUUUAUUAACUUUUUUUGUCAAAAUAUGAAGUUUUAGGCUUAUUUGGGCAACGUGGAAGAGUUCAAAGAGGCGAUGGUGAACAACUUUUUUAACCAGUGGAUCACCAACUUCACCUUGUCUGUUGACGUUUUCUUGGUUCUCGGUGGAACUGUCCUGUCAUACAGUUGGUUCCGGAAAUGGCUCAAAAACACGACAGGUACUUUUUUUCUCUUGAAGCAGGAAAAUUCAAAAGGUUAUAAGAGUUCGAAGUUUAAAAAAAUUUCAAGUUCAACCAUGUAAGUAGAGAAACGCCAAAUAAAUAACUGCAUUAUUAUCUGUUUUGGAAGCCUCUAGAGUCUAGGGGCUUGAAAGAACAUGUUUCAAUUUUGAACUAACGAAUGCUGAAAACAGCUUUCUAACGACACGCAUGUUCAAAACAGUGCUACGGCGGCCGGUGGCCGGUCAAUAUUGCGCCGUAAGUUUCGGAGCCAGGAAAUUUUUUAAACUUUUUUUUUGUUUGCAAUUUGUUAAGGACCUAUUUCUCGAGGUUACAAGAUAAUUUACAAGUUACAAAAUAACUCGUACGAGACCUUCAUGAAGUUUACCGAAAUUAAAAAAACAAAACUUUCAGAAGAAGAGCCUACCUGGACUUCUUUCGGUUAUUGGCUUCGAUUCUACCGCCACAGGGUCGUCCGUCUUUACCCAGCCUACAUUUACGCCCUGGUUGCUGUCACUUUACGUAUUUCAGUGAGUUCAUUCUAAUAAAUAUUUUACAACGUUUAACAAAUCUAGAUCACUCACUUCCAUCCAAUGUGGCCGCCAACUGAUCCAGCCGUCCAAUGUCCCAAAUAUUGGUACGAGAACGUCCUGUUUAUCAACAGCUUAUCGAACAACCGCUGCAUGCCCUGGACCUGGUAAUUUUAUCAUUAUAAAAAAAUCAGCAGGAAUUGUUGAGAAAUAAUAUAAAGAAAAUAAAAAAUUGAAAAAAAGCUUUUGACUGCGCUCUCCAUGGAGCGAACUUAACAGCAAACCAAAAAUUCAUUUUAUUUUCGACAAAUGUAAAUAUUCAAUUUUCUUCGUUUGAACAAUCUUUUUAAGCAUUAUUUUAGUGAAUUUUAUGCUUUACUAAAAAGAAAGCCUAUUCCAUGCACUGGAACCUUCCACUCUUUAAGAUGCGUAGGAAAAUAGCUAUUUCCUAUUUUGAAAUCGAAGAUCUCCACUCCAAUUUUUUCUCUUAAAGCUUCUUCUUGAUUUUUCUCAAGUUAAUCUUUCACAGGUACAUUGGCACGGAGUUCAUCUACUACGUUCUAUCACCAAUUUUCCUUCUUUCUCUUCGACAAAAGCCGAAGUUCGGAUUUGUAAGUUUCUUUCGCUUUUUCUAUAAUUUUCAUUUAUCGAUCUAAAGUUCGUUUUUCACUCAUUUUUUUUUCAGAUUUUAUGCAUCGCUGUGAUACUUCUAUCGGCCGGUCUUAACGUCGAGUCGAUUAUCCGCAACAACUUCCCGCCAACGCAAUUCUUAUGGAAACAACCAGAGAUUUUCAAUCCAAACUUUAUUCAGGUUUUUUUUCUGAGGUUUUCAAAUUUCAAGAGGGAGAUUCAGCACCACAUCGAGUUGUAUAUCAAGCCUCAGUUCCGCAUCGGUCCAUACAUAAUCGGAAUUUUGCUGGGCUAUCAACUGGCUCGAUAUCAGAGGGUUCCAGUUAAGACAGAGCGCUCCGCCAAGACUCUUUGUGAGCUUUUUCAUUCUUUUUUUCAAAAUAUGUUGUUGAUUUUGCUCAGCUUUGUGUUGGGUCGGAGGAAUCGCCUGCAUUUUCGCCGGUCUCUAUGGUCUGUAUCCUUCGCUGCAAGGCUGGAACUGGCCAAUUUAUCACAUUGUCUAUGGAGCCAUUCACAGGUUGGACUUAGAUAUUGGAAAAACUUUGAUCACUAUGAUAACUUAAUAGCCUAGAAUCGUUGCGAAGAAACCUCCUUUUUUUCUGAUUUUUUGCACCUCUCUUUCAAAAUAGUUCUUAAAUUUGCUUAUUCCUUUCUAAAACUUUUUUUUUCAGAGACGUUUUCGCGGUCGGAAUCGCCUGGGUAAUCUACGCUUGUCACACCGGAGCCGGUGGUUUCAUCAACACUUUCUUGUCCUCCAACUGGUUCUUGCCUCUGUCGAACCUCUCCUUCUCGGUUUUCGAAGAUCAAAAGUACUCCCAAAUCACCAAAUGUCUCAAUUUCCAGGCCUACCUGUUCCACAUGAUCCCCGUGGUCCUGACUUACAUGCUGGUCCCGUUCCCGAUCUAUUUCAAUUGGCAGCUGCCGCUUUUCGUGCACUGUUUUGUCCAGCUGCUCAUCACCUACGUCAUGGCGAUCAUCUGCACGAUGGUCGCCGAGUAUCCGUCGUUGAACAUCGAACGGCUUCUGCUGGCCCAUCCUCGCGGCAACACCGCCACCAUGCUCAAGCCGGUUCCCACGUCUGAAUCUGAGAUCCAGCUCAAGCCCAACUCUUCACCCAAUAUUUGA
Messenger RNA from Caenorhabditis auriculariae, 5114 nucleotides. Lineage: Eukaryota; Metazoa; Nematoda; Chromadorea; Rhabditida; Rhabditidae. The record is from the annotation of a GenBank genome assembly.